This is a messenger RNA of Rangifer tarandus platyrhynchus (Svalbard reindeer), 615 nucleotides long. The record is from the annotation of a GenBank genome assembly. Lineage: Eukaryota; Metazoa; Chordata; Mammalia; Artiodactyla; Cervidae.
AUGACAGGUCCCGGUCCUUUUUUCCGGACGCAGUCACGGCCCCGAUUUCCGCCCGGCUCCAGACGGGCCCUCACUUUGGCCAAAGGUUGUGGCCAGACUGGGAUGGUGCUCAGGAUCCGGGAGCGUCCGCUCUUCCCGGGAACCCUGACAGCAGGCUGGCAGCUGCCGCUCAUACAGGGCUCAUAUAGUGGAGGAAGGGGUAUCCCGGAGGGGGCAGGAGAAGACAGGAAGCCGUCUCUUGGGGAAGACGGGAACCUCGCCCGCGUAGGGCUGCGGGCUUGGCCAAGGUCGCCGGGAAAGCUAGACCUCGGCGGCGGCCAGCCCCACCCCCCCGAGGCCAGCCCCGGGCCUCGGCUCCAGCCCUCCGGUGCGCCCUACUCACCAUGCUGGCGCCCAUCCGCACCCCUCGCGCGCUGCAGCUUCCUUGCGCGCGGAUUUGAACCCUUCCUCCAGGGCGCCAGCUCCGGCCGAGACUGCGAACCAGGCUGGAGCGGCCAGGCAGCAGGCGCCGGGAAAACGCGGGCGGGCGGGCUCCGGAGCCGGAUUGGCGAGGGAGGGACGCGUUCGGCCGCGCUCGCUAGCCUGCCCCAGAGGCGGAGGGAAAACCCGGCCUGA